AUGCCGUCGCAUACGGCGUAUGGCUUCCCCCUCGAAGCCUUCGACAGGUCCCGCCUUCCCGACGUCGACCGCGCAUUCAUGGACGCAGAAGACCUCAAGGCUUUCGAAACGGCGCUGCAAGCACCCGACCCGCUGCAGAGCCCCGUCGACGAUGCCGAUUCCAAAUCGCCGAGGAGGUAUUCGAGCUUCAACAUCACCAAGACGGACGACGGUGACGCUGCCGUCGUGGCGGCUGCCGCGGCCGCAGCCGGCGGAGAUGUACAGCCACCCGCCCAAGCACCCCAGAUGCCCACCCUGAGCCCGCCAACAUUCAUCACGGCGAAAAACGAUUGGGCUCCCGUCAACACAAGGGUCUACCGCAACAGGAGGCGCUCCCGGAAGGGCGACAGAAAGAAAGCCAAGGCUGCCGUGGAGGGUCUUCUGGGCACCCGCACCAAGGAUGAGACGAGGGAAGGGUAUUUUUAUCAGCUUGCCAAGUGGCCGCUUCUCUUCUUCGUCUUCGGUUGGCUGCUGUCGCUUACCGUCGCCUACCUGUCGACGCGAUGGUACAUCUGGGUCUAUGAGCACUUCUUCACCUGGCGUGGUCGAAGGGAGACGCUGCGCCGCAACCUCCGGAAGACGUCGAGUUACAAGGACUGGGUCUCGGCCGCCAAGGAACUCGAUUCGUUCCUGGGCAGGCAGACGUGGCAGGAGGAAAACGACUUUGCCUACUACGAUUCCGUCACGGUCAAACGAGUGUGGGCGCAGAUACGGAAGAUGAGAGCGCGAGCGGAAGAGCAGGAACGCUCCGGGGGGGGCAAGGCCGUCGGGGACCUGAAAGCGCUGAUCGAAGCCUGCGUCAAGAAUAACUUUGUUGGCGUCGAGAAUUCGCGGCUGUACAGCCAGACGUAUUACGGGACCAAGAAUCUGGUGCAGAAUUUCAUCGAAGAAGGUAGGCACUCUCUGGCCAGGGCGGGACCACGCUUCGGACGCAGCGUGCAGAUGGCUGACCGAGUGCUAGUUGCCAAGAGCAUAAACUUCCUGAUCAAGACAAGACAGCUCGGAGCGGAGGAGAAGGGGCUCCUGUUCAAGCACGUCUACGCCAACUACGGCCGCACAGCCCUGUGCCUGUCCGGAGGUGCCGCCUUUGCCUACUACCACCUCGGCGUCGUGAAGGCGCUGCUGGACGCGGAUCAACUCCCCGAUGUGAUUACCGGCACGAGCGGCGGCGCUCUCAUCGCCGCGCUCGUCGCCACACGAACCAACGAGGAGCUGAAGCAGCUGCUCGUUCCCGCCCUCGCGUACCGCAUCAACGGCUGCAGCGAGGGCGCCGCCGUCUGGCUCCCAAGAUGGUGGAAGACGGGCGCGCGGUUUGACUCGAUCGAUUGGGCCGAGAGGUGCGGGUGGUGGACGAGGGGGUCCAUGACCUUCCGCGAGGCGUACCAGCGGACCGGUCGCAUCCUCAACGUCACCUGCGUUCCGGCCGAUCCUCACUCGCCCACCAUUCUCUGCAACUACCUCACGAGCCCCGACUGCGUCAUCUGGUCGGCGGUUCUGGCCUCGGCCGCGGUGCCCGGCAUCAUCAACCCCGUCGUUCUCAUGAUGAAGCUGCAGGACGGCACCCUCGCGCCCUACUCGUUUGGUCACAAGUGGAAGGAUGGCAGCCUGCGGACGGACAUUCCCAUCAAGGCCCUCAACACGCAUUUCAACGUCAACUUUACCAUCGUCAGUCAGGUAAACCCACACAUCAACCUCUUCUUCUUUUCCUCGAGAGGCUCCGUGGGCCUGCCUGUGACCCAUCGCAAGGGCCGAGGCUGGCGCGGCGGAUACCUCAUGUCGGCCAUCGAAAACUACCUGAAGCUCGACAUGAACAAGUGGCUCAAGUUCAUCCGGCACGCGGAGCUGCUGCCGCGACCGUUGGGCCAGGACUGGAGCCAGCUGUGGCUGCAGGAGUUCAGCGGUACCAUCACCAUCUGGCCGAGGGCGGUCCUUUCCGACUUUUGGUACAUUCUGUCGGACCCGGAACCGGAACGACUGGCGCGAAUCAUCCAUGAGGGCCAGCAGAGCGCCUUCCCGAAGCUCAAGUUUGUUGCGAACCGGCUGAAGGUGGAAAGGCUGGUGGAGCAGGGACUGCGAGAGCUGAGGCCACGGCUCAAUAGCGGGGUCGGCCUGCCUUCGAGACUGAGCGAGGAUGACCUCAGAAACCUGCUUGUGAGUGGGAUGACGCCUAACGCGACGACGGAAGAGGACACGGACGGGGACGGAUACGACAUCACACCGGCGGUGACGGAUGAUUUGGCGGGUUCGGGGGACAGGAGCACCUGA
Molecule: messenger RNA, 2304 nt
Organism: Drechmeria coniospora
Lineage: Eukaryota; Fungi; Ascomycota; Sordariomycetes; Hypocreales; Ophiocordycipitaceae
Product: lipid particle protein
Exons: 1
Coding region: 1-2304 (767 amino acids)
Biological process (GO): lipid metabolic process
Molecular function (GO): triacylglycerol lipase activity
Source: RefSeq, a predicted model, not a curated record